AUGGCAUUUGAAGAAUUCACAAAAAAAAUCAUAGAGAAAUUCGACAUUUCCCUUGACGUGAUGAAGAUGCACUACACGCUAAAGUUCAAUCCCAGAGUCAUCCAAGAUUUAGAAGAUGAGGAUGAUUUGGAUAACGUGGUUUCCCACAGUGAUGACUUUGCAAAUGUAUACCUAGUAGACUUACCCUCUGUGGAAGCCAUUGAAGCAAAUAUCCCGAAUUCACAAGAUCCACCUAUCACGUUCCCGUCCUCUAAUGCAUCAUGCGAUCCAAUUCCUAAAACUAUGAUGCUAUCAAGAGGUUUUGCGUCGCGUUCUGCAGAUACUGAGUUCAUUCCUUUGGAAUCGAUUCGUUUUCGUGAGGCAAUAUUAGGGUCGGGACAUACAUUUAAAAAUGCCGAGGAGUUUCGCAAUGCAAUUUACCAGAUGUCAUUAGGUGGAAGGUUUGAAUACAAGUACAAGAAAAAUUCCCCUACGCAUAUGUCUGUCAAGUGUUCGGUUGAUGGUUGUCCUUGGAAGAUAACAGCUCACGCUAUCGAGGGAAAUGUCAUCUUGCGAGUUCAUACUUACCAAGUGAAUCAUAAUCAUAUAGCUCAGGAUGAGUGUUCAUCUAAGGUGAAGGUUUCUUCAAAGAGAGGUGCGGUUGCUGUUGAAGAUGUGUUUAGAACCACUCCAGACUAUCUUCCCCGUCAAAUCUGUAAGGAUUUUGAACGAUUCAUCAUGGGGUGUCGACCUGUAUUGGCUAUUGAUUCUUGCCACCUAAGCGGUCCAUAUAAGGGAGCUCUUUUGUCUGCCAUUGCAUAUGAUGCAGAUGAUGGAAUGUUCCCGCUAGCCCUUGGUGUGGUAAGUUCAGAAAAUUAUGAGGACUGGUAUUGGUUUUUGGAUAAAUUAAAGGGGGUAUUAGAUGGUAAAGAAGUUGUUAUUAUAUCAGAUAGACAUCAGGGAAUCUUACGUAGUGUUUCCGAGUUGUUUGGGACAGGAAAUCAUGCAUAUUGUUAUCGCCAUGUGAAGGAAAACUUUUCUAGCUUCUUCAAUAAGCAAAACAUUCGAGGAAAGAAAGGGAAAGAAGAUGCUUUGCUACUUUUGGACAGCAUUGCGUAUGCUAGGUUGGAAAUAGACUACAAUGAGGCAUUUGAAAAACUUGUGCGCUUCAAUGAGAACCUAGCAAAAUGGGUUGCGGAAAACAAUCCCGAACAUUGGGCAAUGUCAAAGUUUCUUAAAAAGCGAUGGGAUAUAAUGACAACUAACAUUGCAGAGGCGUUCAAUACGUGGUUAAGAGAAGAGCGUCACCAAACAAUUUAUACUUUAUUGUUAAUGCACAUGGAUAAACUUGUAGCCAUGUUGGACACCCAUAUGCGUGGUACACAAAAGUGGAAGAGCGUGGUCGGACCGAAAACUGAAGAGAAGUUAAUGUCAAAUAUCAUGAGGCUCCCUGCUGAGAAAUUGGACGUGGUUCAAGACCUUCAGUUUGGAGGUCUUCUUCACUUAAAUUGCAAGCAGAUACGGCAUAAUAUCUGUAUAUGGCUGAUUGCCCAUUUUAACGUUGGCUUAAGACGCAUUGACAUUACAUCCCACAAAAGGUAUGAUCUGACAGCUGCUGAUGUCGGCCUUGUCUUUAGCCUCCCGACGACUGGACGGAUUCUACAUAUUGCUACUAUCCCGUCUGGUCAUCCGUUCGGUACCCUCAACACAUGUGAGGAGAGACUCCUCAACUUACCUAUUGGGGAGGAGUUUCGUAGAUGCUUCAUUUACUACACUUGUGCGACGCUAUUAGCCCCCACCUCAAGGAUUGAUGGAUGCCGAAACUUGUGGCAUACCAUCCAUGAAGAUGGUUUCAGAAAUGAUGUUAAUUGGGGCCAAUUUGUUGUUGACCAGCUUGUGGAGGGUAUAAGACGAUUUAAGCAAUGGAACAGCGUCUAG
Messenger RNA from Vitis riparia (riverbank grape), 1917 nucleotides. RefSeq lists its product as uncharacterized. The record is from RefSeq and is a predicted model, not a curated record. The coding region runs from base 1 to 1917 and encodes 638 amino acids. The transcript is spliced from 4 exons. Lineage: Eukaryota; Viridiplantae; Streptophyta; Magnoliopsida; Vitales; Vitaceae.